GAUGAUGCCAGCACUCUGUGUGGGUCAGAUGGGAAUGAUUACGAAGAUGUCUGCGAGAUGAGGAACAUCAACUGCAGAAAGGAAGAUCACGUGACGGUCAAAUUCAGUGGGAGAUGUGAAACGAGGCAGCCCUACUGCGAUUGCGGCACGUUGUGUCCCAUGACGAUCGAACCUGUCUGUGGCAGCGACGGCAGAACUUACAUCAAUGAGUGCUUCUUGAAGGAGAGAGCAUGCGCAAGAAACGAUGACGUCAUCGUUCAAUUCAGUGGAGAAUGUUCAUCAGACUACACGAACACGGCACACUGCACGUGCCCUCAGCACUGCCCUGCAGUCUACAGGCCGGUCUGUGGCAGCGAUGGACUCACCUACGACUCCGAGUGCCACCUCAAGCUGUUCGCCUGCAACAAAAACUUGAAUCUGCUCGUCAAUAGGGAAGGAGUCUGUCGUCAAUGCGAGAACGGGGCUUGCACCUGCACGUUUGCAUGUCCCAACGAACGCAAGGAGGAGGUCUGUGGGGAUAAUGGCAAAACCUAUCCCAACGAAUGCUUCAUGAACAAGUCCUCGUGUAAAGGGAAUGUUGACGUCAGGUUGGCCUACCAUGGCAAGUGCAAACCAAAGGACGGUUACAACGCUCAGAAGAUGUGCGUCUGCCAUUUCAACUGUCCACUCUACAAAAAUUUGAUCUGUGGAUCAGAUAACAAAACGUACGACAACGAAUGUGAACUGAAGGAGGCGUCAUGCAAAACUCAGAAGCCAAUCAGCGUCAAGUACCAGGGCUCGUGUGCAGGUUGUUCUGCAAGCUUCACACAUUACGAUUAUUUCCAUUUGUCAUGUUAA
Molecule: messenger RNA, 837 nt
Organism: Helobdella robusta
Lineage: Eukaryota; Metazoa; Annelida; Clitellata; Rhynchobdellida; Glossiphoniidae
Exons: 6
Biological process (GO): cell differentiation; multicellular organism development
Molecular function (GO): protein binding
Source: RefSeq, a predicted model, not a curated record